Messenger RNA from Mercenaria mercenaria, 957 nucleotides. RefSeq lists its product as uncharacterized. The record is from RefSeq and is a predicted model, not a curated record. The transcript has a single exon. NCBI's taxonomy places the organism in Eukaryota, Metazoa, Mollusca, Bivalvia, Venerida, Veneridae. The coding region runs from base 1 to 957 and encodes 318 amino acids.
AUGAAAUGCUUUCCAGUUGAUGAUCUUGCUAAAGAUUUGAGAAGUUCGAACUUUGAGAAAAACUUACCUAUGCAGCGUAGCCUGGGCCUUGAGUGGGAUUUGAACUCGGAUUCGUUUGUUUUCGUGGUUGAAACACCACGCAAAACUCCUACGAGAAGGAACGUCUUGUCUACAGUUAAUUCAGUGUUUGAUCCUAUAGGUUUUCUAGCUCCUUUCAGCAUAGUGGGGAAACUUAUACUCAGAGAUAUAGUGACCGAACAUUGUGACUGGGACAAACCAUUGUCCACAGCUUUAGAGGCAAAAUGGCUUCAUUGGAAGAAUUUACUCCAUCUUUUGAGUAGCUUGCAAAUACCUCGAAGUUACUUUUCCGUAUCACUCAGAGUUAUCACUGAUUUAGAAAUGCAUGUAUUCUGUGAUGCAUCAGAACAGGCAAUAUCAGCAGUAGCGUAUUUGGUAGGACAUACAAAUGACUGCACCUCCCAUGUAGCUUUUGUUAUGGGAAAGUCAAAAGUCGCUCCGACUAAAGGUCAUACCAUCCCUCGUUUAGUGCUCUGUGUAGUAGUUCUUGCUGUAGAUAUUGCUCAAACAAUAGUUGAUCAGUUGAGAUUAAAAUUAAGUCUGAUUAAGUACUAUACAGACAGUAGGAUCGUUUUAGGAUACAUUCACAAUCAAACUAGGCGUUUUUUCACUUAUGUUAGCAAUCGUAUACAAAAGAUCAGACGUGUUAGUGAACCAAAGCAAUGGAAUUACAUUUCGUCUAAUGUUAACCCUGCAGAUAUUGGAAGCAGAGGUGCUUCUCCUGAUGAGUUGCAACGUAGUUCAUGGUUUUUAGGUCCAACUUUCCUACGUAAUCAGUCUGAGUCAGUUCCAGAGUUCUUUCCCAUUGUUGACCCAGAUCAGUAUAAAGAAGUCCGUUGUAAUGUGUCAGUCAAUGUUGCUAGUAUUGAAGUUUCAUAA